AUGUCUCAUAGCCCGUCCGAGGAUGGGCCUGCCAAGGCCGCCUACGAAGCCUACGCGGCGCAGGUACUGGAGGAACCGUAUCGCUACGUGACGCAAAAGCCUGGCAAGGAUAUUCGCAGCAAGUUGAUCAACGCCUUCAAUGCCUGGCUCAAGGUGCCGGACGACAAGCUCGCCAUCAUCAAGGAGGUCACCAAGAUUCUUCACAACGCCAGUCUACUGAUUGAUGAUAUUGAAGACAACUCAAAGCUACGCCGUGGCCUACCUGUGGCCCACGCCAUUUUUGGCAUUCCCCAAACUAUCAACUGUGCCAACUACAUGUACUUUAUCUGUAUGGCCAAGGUCAUGGACCUGCAGUCUCCGGCUGCAGCCCAGGCUUUUACUGAUCAGUUGAUUGAGCUGCAUCGCGGCCAAGGUCUUGAUAUCUUCUGGCGCGACACGGUGCAGUGCCCCACCGAGGAGGAAUAUAAGCGUAUGGUGCUCCAAAAGACCGGUGGCCUCUUUGCGCUGGCGCUGCGCCUCAUGCAGCUCUUCAGCGACGAUAAGCGAGAUUUUGGACCGCUGCUCAAGACGUUCUCGCUGUACUUUCAGAUACGAGACGACUACGCCAACCUGCAAUCGGAUGAGUAUGCGGCCAACAAGUCGUUUUGUGAGGACAUUACCGAAGGCAAAUUCAGCUUUCCCAUCAUUCAUUGCAUUCGCCAGUCGCCGACGGAGCAUCAGCUGCUCAACAUCUUGAAGCAGCGCACGGAUGACCGUGACCUCAAGCUGCAUUGCCUGCGCUGCAUGGAGCGCACUGGCAGCUUCACUUACACGCAUCGCUUCUACACCUUGCGACAGGUGGACGUGUUAAACGACUUGGAACGCACUGCCCGGGCUCAGAUCGCCGAGCUGGGUGGUAACGACACCCUCGUGGCCAUUUUGGAUACCCUUUCCAAGCUGCAUCACUAG
Molecule: messenger RNA, 948 nt
Organism: Monosiga brevicollis MX1
Lineage: Eukaryota; Choanoflagellata; Craspedida; Salpingoecidae
Exons: 10
Coding region: 1-948 (315 amino acids)
Biological process (GO): isoprenoid biosynthetic process
Molecular function (GO): prenyltransferase activity
Source: RefSeq, a predicted model, not a curated record